Messenger RNA from Micropterus dolomieu (smallmouth bass), 3009 nucleotides. RefSeq names its product ddb1 and cul4 associated factor 11 (gene dcaf11). Gene Ontology annotation, molecular function: protein binding. The coding region runs from base 227 to 1849 and encodes 540 amino acids. Gene Ontology annotation, biological process: proteasome-mediated ubiquitin-dependent protein catabolic process. Gene Ontology annotation, cellular component: Cul4-RING E3 ubiquitin ligase complex. The record is from RefSeq and is a predicted model, not a curated record. The transcript has 15 exons. NCBI's taxonomy places the organism in Eukaryota, Metazoa, Chordata, Actinopteri, Centrarchiformes, Centrarchidae.
UUUUGUAAACAACAUGGCGAUUCACGAACUGGCCCUGCUAGCAGUCUGAAGCUACUGUGCUGUCAAACCUCCAGCUUUUGUGUGUGUGUGUGUGUGUGUGUGUGUCUGUUAUAAGCGUUAUACGUGACACCCUGCGGAAGUGUUGAGUUCGCACCGAAACGACAAAGAGCUGGACUGACGAGCUGUCAAGAAGACCGUUUGACAGUCAAACGGCCCUCUUCAGUCUAUGGGCUCUCAGUCCAGUUCUGGGAUGUCUGGUGGAAGGGGCUCUUCCAGUGGCAACCCAGCUGAGGAGUCUGAAGUAGCAGAAUCAAACCAGAGCAGCAGCAGCAGCAGCCGAGGCCGCAGGACGGCUGACAGGCAGCAAGGAGACAGACAGCCAGCAUCAGAGGAGGACGUUGACUUAGCUGAAGUGCUGGCUUACCUACUAAGGAGGGGCCAGGUCAGACUGGUCCAUGGCAGCGGAGCCACAGGGCUUCAGCUGGUCCAGUCCUACUCUGACUCUGAUGACGACAGCGACGGAGCUUGGGAGGGUCGGCUUGGUGACCGCUACAAUCCACCAGUGGACGCCCAGCCCGACACACACGAGGUGGACCAGAGUGAGAUCCGAACUCAGAUCCUGCUGGCCAAUGCCUCCUCUGCCCAGAAAGGCCGAAAGAGUUUCACCCACAUGCUGACAGAGAGGGAGCACGGCAGAUGUAGAGGCUCCAGUUUUUCCCACGGAGAGUGCACUCGUAUCCGCACACAUUUUCUGCCAAACUAUGUAUCCCACAAGGACACAUACCAGCAGAAAGCCUUCUGCGGAGUGUACAGCGAGGAUGGCAACAUGUUCCUCUCUGCCUGCCAAGACCAGAACAUCCGCUUGUACGACACCGCCAGGGGGCGCUUCCACCUGCGGCGAACAGUGAAGGCCCGGGAUGUGGGCUGGAGUGUGCUGGACGUGUGCUUCACCCCUGACACAAAUCACGUGCUCUACUCCAGCUGGUCUGACUACAUUCAUUUGUGCAGUAUAGAUGGAGACAGUGAAAACCACACCGCCCUGGACCUCAAUCCAGAUGAGAGGAGGUUCUGUGUGUUCUCACUGGCUGCGUCCACAGAUGGCAAUGAGAUCCUCGGAGGAGCGAAUGAUGGCUGCCUUUACGUUUUUGAUCUUGAGCAGAAUAAACGAACGUUGAAGAUUGAUGCCCAUGAGGACGAUGUGAAUGCGGUGGCAUUCGCCGACAGCUCGUCGCAGCUGCUCUUCUCUGGCAGCGACGACGCGCUGUGCAAGGUGUGGGACAGACGGACGCUGCGGGAGGACAGACCGCAGCCUGUCGGACAGCUGGCCGGCCACCGAGACGGCAUCACCUUCAUCCACAGCAAGGGUGACGCGCGCUACCUGAUCAGCAACUCAAAGGACCAGUCCAUCAAGCUCUGGGACGUCAGAAAGUUCUCGCCCAAAGAGGGGCUGGCAGCUUCACGCCUGGCUGUCACCCAACAAAACUGGGAUUACCGCUGGCAGCAGGUUCCCCAGAGAGCCCUGAAGAGACACAAGCUGACGGGCGACACCUCGGUCAUGACCUACCGUGGUCACGGCGUUCUGCACACGCUCAUCCGCUGUCGUUUCUCUCCGGAGUUCAGCACCGGACAGAGGUUCAUCUACUCCGGCUGCUCCACUGGCAAAAUCAUCAUUUACGACGUCCUGACGGGCGCCGUGGUCUCCAAACUGUCAGGCCAUGACGCGUGCGUGAGGGACGUCAGUUGGCACCCGUAUGAGGACAACAUCGUCAGCAGCUCUUGGGACGGAGCGGUGCAAAUGUGGGAGCACAGACAGACCCAUCCUCUAGAGGAGGAGAGGGAGAGAGACUGACAGCAGGAGAAAGACCCUGGGGACGGCGAGCGACGAAAAGAGACAAAGGAAAAGAUGUCAGAGGAAGUGACAUCACCACAGAAGGGGCGAGGCUGGCCAUGACAGAGGAAAGCAAAAUGCCAGGAAUGACUUUGAGAGACUUAAAUACCUGUUUAAAUUCAAUGCUGGAUAAUAAUGAUUACAAUUAUAGCGUGGUUGUGAAGUGUUCAUUUGGAAGGCAUUAUAGCCUUACAUUGUUAGGGCAUAGCGGGAUGGCCCACCUCUGUUUUUCUCAUUUUUGCCUCACUGUCUUGCACAAAGUCAACAGGCCCGAGCUGUUGAAUUUGGCCUGAAACACUUAACACAAAUGUGCUAGAGCUCAAAAUGCAAAGCACUGCACUUACUUAAUGAGCUAUUGAAAUUUAACGAUAAGUUAGUGAUAUAAAAAUCACUGUUUUCAUAAUGCAGGGAGAAACUGAGGAUAAUUCUGUAUAAAUGUAUAGCAUUUUAAUGGUGUGUGCGUUCAGGGAGUGGAUUUAGAUAGUUGUCACUGUGCUGAUUUGCACUCGCUGUUAUGAAUAACAUAAGCUGUGUCCUAUUUGAGAGGCUAUCACCAUUAAAGUCCACAUUUAAAGACCCAAUAUAUUACAAUAACACAGUACAUUAUUUGCCAGUUACCCAGUUUACCAUUGGUCCACCACUUGGCCAGCUGUUCAGGGGCAGGUGCCUGGUGGUUAACUUGCUUUGUUGGGAAUUUCCAGCAUACCAAGUUAACCGGGAUGCCCAAACGUACUUUUGAACUCAACAAUGAUUUAAUGCUAAAUCCUCUUUAGACCACCUCAAGCCUAAAGGCAAAACACAGCAAUAGUCAGAGGAUUUAUUAUUGAUCCUGGAUCAGCACACAACUCUGUAAACACAAGCCCUGAGUUGAUUUAAAAAAAAAAAUUAAAAAAAUGAGGAAUUGUAAUUUUGUUGGCCAAUAUAAACCUGUGAUCUGUUUAACAGAUUUGAAUGUGUGUAAAACAUGUUGAGGUCAAAGACUUGGUGAAGGGACUGGGGAUGUGUGCGUGGAUCAAUACUUACACACUGAUCUGUAUAUGCAAUUUUCAGGUGUUUAUAUCAAAGCCCUUAUUUCACUCUCAGACCAUUGUUUUACAGUAACAAUAAAAUCUUUUAAUGUA